UCUGACAACAACAGCGGUGGCGGUUUAAGCGUUCGCAGUGCAACAGAGCAUCGCCGUCCCAUGUGCUCUGUAUGGAUAGUGAAAUCGCGCUGUGAAACUUAAACCUCCGGUAGCCUGACAAGAUGUCCAGCACGCCUCACGACCCGUUCUACUCCUCUCCGUUCGGACCUUUCUACAGGAGACACUCGCCGUACAUAGUGCAGCCCGAGUACCGAAUCUACGAGAUGAACAAGCGGCUCCAGUCCCGCACGGAGGACAGCGACAUCCUCUGGUGGGAUGCCUUUACUACAGAGUUUUUUGAAGAUGACGCCACAUUAACGCUUUCAUUCUGCUUGGAAGACGGACCAAAGAGAUACACCAUCGGAAGAACGCUCAUCCCGCGCUACUUCAGCACCGUGUUCGAGGGCGGGGUCACGGACCUCCACUACAUCCUGAAGCACUCCAAGGAGUCCUUCCACAACUCCUGCAUCACGGUGGACUGCGACCAGUGCACCAUGGUCACACAGCACGGGAAGCCCAUGUUCACCAAGGUUUGCACAGAAGGGCGUCUGAUUCUGGAGUUCACCUUUGAUGACCUCAUGAGGAUCAAGACAUGGCAUUUCACAAUCAGGCAGUUCAGAGAACUCGUCCCGCGCAGCAUAUUGGCUGUACACGCGCAAGACCCUCAGGUCCUGGAGCAGCUGUCCAAAAACAUCACCCGAGUGGGCCUGACCAACUUCACCCUCAACUACCUCAGGCUGUGUGUCAUACUGGAGCCCAUGCAGGAGCUGAUGUCCCGCCACAAAACCUACAACCUGAGCCCACGGGACUGUCUCAAAACCUGCCUGUUCCAGAAGUGGCAGAGAAUGGUGGCUCCACCAGCAGGACACCCACAGAACUUCAAAACGGAAAUUUUCCCUACAAAUCACAAAAAAGCUGAACCAAUGAGACAGACGACCACGAAGCGGAGGAAAAGGAAGAACUCGGCCAGCAGCGCGUCCAACAGCAGCCUGGGCAACAGCAACAGCAAGAAACGCAGCCCUGCAGGCGGCUUCAACAUCUCCAGCCAGCAGCGUCAGGACCCGGUCCAAAUGAAAAAAGAUGUGAUGGUAGUCGGGGAGCCGACCUUAAUGGGCGGGGAGUUCGGGGACGAGGACGAGCGGCUAAUCACACGGCUGGAAAACACGCAGUAUGAUGCCGCCAAUGGCAUCGACGAUGAGGACGACUUCAACAACUCCCCCGCGCUGGGCAACAACAGCCCCUGGGGUAGCAAGCCACCAGGUGGCCAGGACACCAAGCCUGAGAGCACAGCACCACAGCCCUCGCAGUAAGGCCUCCUCACCACCAGGGGGAGCGCUCUACUGACCUUACUCUGUGUGGCAGCCCAUAUAUGCUGUACUUUCUAGUGUCACAAGGCACCAAUAAAAACUUUUGCCAUGUUAUAGUCCACCAUGAUAUAAUUGCCAUGGUGGAAAGUAACUAGGAAAUCGCACUGGAGUACACAUGCUAUGAAUAAGGAUUUUUAAUACACGUGUACAAACGUGCUGGAACAAGAAGGAUUCAGUAUUCUUGUUCUGUUUCACAGCCUACAGUCUUUUUUGCGUCUACAGCCUCUUGAGGAACCCAGCAGAUGCAGGUGCAAAGCGGCUCAUGUCCAGUCCAUUUGAUCAGUGUAAUAAACACUGUCAUCAUGACCAGAGCUUUUAUUGCUCCAAACGUUUUGCAAGAACCGUGACCUCAGUGGGGUCAAACAUGUUCUACGUAUUGCUGAGAGGAAGUACAAGUGUGUCCUUGUACAAAAGGGUCUCACUGCAUUUGCAUCUUUUCUUGAAAACUGAAUAAUUUUCUUUAAAUUUUAAGUGUAAAGCCCCUAACGUGUUCAUUUCAUGACACAGACUGCUUCAAAUAAGAUUCAUUUUUUGGAUAUGCCUUUGGAGAGUUCUGCAUUGUGGCACUUGCAGAUUUGUAUUCAUUUUAUACUAAACAUUUAUUAUUAUUUUACUUUUUUUCUCAUGAAUUCUUCAACGCCAUCACCUUGUAAACAAUUUGUGAAUAAUUUAUAAGCAAAGCACGUGAUCCAUCUCUGUUUCUGUAAUUGUACAGACAGCAAUUCCCAAACUGAACAACACAACGGACAAACAGCACACUGAAACCUGAAACUGAGACAAGAUUUGAGGAGCAAAGAAAUCUUUUUAUUAAUGAAAAAAUACUAAUCUAAAAACAUCUUGCUGUAUAAAGAGUAGGAAUUGGACUGAUUACACUUCAAAGUUUAAAAUUUAUGUGUGAAAGUUGAUUUUUGUGAGACUGAUUUUAUGGGUAUUUACUAUGAGAGUCAUGAGCACUCAGACGAAUGAACCAGCACAGUAAGUGAGAACACCAGCUGAAGUUUCGCGCACAGAGUCUGUAACAGAUGUUGUGUAAUUGAGAGCAAAAAAAUAUCCCAGUUCGUUUUUUCAGAGGGACUGAUUAGAGAUGGUUCUCAUAGCAGCUAGUGGUGCAAGGAUCUCCGGAUCGAUGUCGGCUUGGAGCCAGCAGCCUCCGUGAUCCUGGGUCAAAGCCGAUGUCUGUUCCACCAUCUGCAUGAAUUCUGGACCAUCGGUUCUGACCCCAACUCAUGCCCUUAAGCUUCAACUCUACCUUUUUGUUUCAAUUAUGUUUCUAAAAAGGUGUAUUUAAAUAUAUUUUCAAGUAUAGAAUCUGUUGUGUUAAAGAAAAGUCA
Molecule: messenger RNA, 2698 nt
Organism: Megalops cyprinoides (Indo-Pacific tarpon)
Lineage: Eukaryota; Metazoa; Chordata; Actinopteri; Elopiformes; Megalopidae
Product: LIM domain-binding protein 2-like
Exons: 10
Coding region: 123-1310 (395 amino acids)
Biological process (GO): nervous system development; positive regulation of transcription by RNA polymerase II; negative regulation of transcription by RNA polymerase II
Cellular component (GO): nucleus; transcription regulator complex
Molecular function (GO): LIM domain binding
Source: RefSeq, a predicted model, not a curated record